Acytostelium subglobosum LB1 is the source of this 894-nucleotide messenger RNA. RefSeq lists its product as hypothetical. The transcript is spliced from 4 exons. The record is from RefSeq and is a predicted model, not a curated record. Gene Ontology annotation, molecular function: syntaxin binding; soluble NSF attachment protein activity. The annotation marks the transcript as partial. NCBI's taxonomy places the organism in Eukaryota, Evosea, Eumycetozoa, Acytosteliales, Acytosteliaceae. Gene Ontology annotation, cellular component: SNARE complex; vacuolar membrane. Gene Ontology annotation, biological process: intracellular protein transport.
AUGUCGACAGAUAAAAUGUUAGAGACAAAGAGGAAGGCAGCUGAUGCUGCAAUGAAGGAAGGUGAUAAAUUGACCACCAAGACAUUGUUGAGAUGGAAGUUGGAUUGGGACACUGCUGCAAUUCAAUAUGAGAAGGCUGCAAAUGGAUAUAGAACAACCAAGGCAUAUGACUUGGCAAAGUAUUGCUUCAAGAGGUUAUCGACAUGUCAGAAGCAUGCAGAUGUAUUCUAUCUUGCUGCCAAGAGCAUGGAAGGUGCGUCAUCGAUGGCCAGAGAACAAAACAAUGUGGCAGAGUCAGCAGAUUUGUUGAUUGAGGCCAGCAAACUAUACAGGACCAAUGGCAACUCAUUUGCCGCUGCUGAUGCCAUGACCAAAGCUGCGAAGAUGCUAGAGGAUACAGACUUGAAGAAGGCUUUGGAAUUGUUGCAUGACUCUUGUGAACUGUUUGAAUUGGACGACAAGGAACACUUUAGUGGAGAUACAUUCAAGUUGACAAUAUCGAUGCUCCUGAAGCAUAAGAUGUACUCAGAGACAUUGGAGUUGUUGCUGGCGCAGAACCGUGUAUUUGUCAAACUGGACAACACGCACGAUCUCCACAAGUCAUGUCUGGGCGCCAUCGUCAUCAACCUGUCCAUCGACGACCUGGUCAGCGCCAAGAGGCGCUACGAGGAUUUCUUGAUCUAUCCAAGCUUUAUACACAGCCAGGAGGGCACCAAUGCCCUGGAACUUAUAUAUGCAUUCGAGAAGAAUGAUGGCGAGGCCGUCAAGAAGAUCACAUCAAGGCCACUGUUCAACUUCCUCGACAACCAGAUUGCAAAGAUCGCAAAGAAAUUGGCUGUUUGCGAUAGUGCUGUGGGCGGCAAGGGUGCCACAGAGAAUGAAGAGAGUGUGCUG